Molecule: messenger RNA, 1088 nt
Organism: Xiphophorus hellerii (green swordtail)
Lineage: Eukaryota; Metazoa; Chordata; Actinopteri; Cyprinodontiformes; Poeciliidae
Gene: uqcc5
Product: ubiquinol-cytochrome c reductase complex assembly factor 5
Exons: 2
Coding region: 125-325 (66 amino acids)
Source: RefSeq, a predicted model, not a curated record
CUCUCGUAACGUCAGUAAAGGACGCAGUAAAGGUGGCUUCCUCUGCUUCUUCGUUUUGAACCGCUUUAAUGAAAACGCGGCUGUAGGAGUGUUUAGGAAGAGAAACACAAGCUUGUUCGCCGAGAUGUUUCACAGAAGUAAAACCAUAAAAGGUUUGCUAAGUAUUGUCCCUGGGAAACAACGACUAGGGGCGUACAGGUUCCUACCUAUCUUUUUCUGCAUUGGAGGAGUCAUGGAGUGGAUCAUGAUCAACGUGAGGAUAGGACAUGAAACUUUCUACGAUGUCUACAGAAGAAAAAAAUCAGAGCGGCAGUACCAGCGGUAGAUAGCAGACAGUCUCCUUGUACUAGAUCAACACGGAGCCAAGUGAAUGAUGGUCAAACUUCACAAGAGUCGCCUAAGGACGCACCGCUGGACUCAAACUCCCUCACAAUUAAAUCGCAAGCAUAGAGACGCUCUGGACGAAAAAAGAUGUUGGAGGAAUCCCUUCCAGCUUGCAAGUUUUACAGGCUUUACUCUGAAAAUAUGGAGUCAAAAAAAAAAAACAACACAAGUUAAUAUUAGUGUAAUAUUAUAAUAUGUUUGAGAUUAAGACUGUUUUAAGUGACAGUGAAUAAUACUAAAGUAACAGAACAAAAUAUUUGUAUCUAUAAUUUGAGGUAUUGUGUGGUUGAGGUAAUGACAGUAUAAAAAUGCAUCUCCAAACUAAUCAGCCAGAUUGUUCUUAUUCUGUCAUUCGUCCUUAUCCCUCAUUCACUCAGUGAAAUUGUGCGUUUUUAUGUGUCAGUUGUACCAGCCGACAGAAAGAGACUGCAGGCAGAUGAAACUGUUUGGGUAUCCCGACAGCUUGAUGGGGUCCCCAUUCAGCCUCACACGGUCCAGGUUGGAUCGUAUGUAGUGGCUGGUGUCGCCUUUGCAGAACAUCUCGUCUGUUAUAGUUGAGAUAUUGUUGCUCUGUAGGAAAAAAUGAAAGAAAAAAAACCCAUAACAUUGGGAUGUUGUGUAGCCUGAAGUGCUAAAAGGAUUAACUGUACGUCUUUCUCUUCUCUUUAAUUAAAAAAAAAAACUUGCAAUAGACCUUACAUGCA